Cololabis saira (Pacific saury) is the source of this 4547-nucleotide messenger RNA. It is a transcript of the gene adam11, whose product is annotated as ADAM metallopeptidase domain 11. The transcript is spliced from 25 exons. Gene Ontology annotation, biological process: proteolysis. Bases 218 to 2617 code for a protein of 799 amino acids. Gene Ontology annotation, molecular function: metalloendopeptidase activity. NCBI's taxonomy places the organism in Eukaryota, Metazoa, Chordata, Actinopteri, Beloniformes, Belonidae. The record is from RefSeq and is a predicted model, not a curated record.
AGGUGAGCUGCUGCACGGGUGACCAGCGGGAAACCUCCUCCUCCUCCUCCUCCGGUGUGUUUUUAAGUGUUUAACGGCAGAGCCCGAGGGAGAAAUGCGGCCGUCGCGUUAUAAGGGAGCCAGCUGUCGCGUUCGUGUUCAGUGUCAACAACAGUGAGACUCCCGUCAGCUCGUCCGCCGGCAGCACCGAGGAAAUCACUGGGACUAUGAGAGCAUCAUGCUGGCGGUGAGAUGCCUGCUGUUCGCUGCAGCGUGUGCAGGCUGCGCCGAAGCAGGUUUAAGAAGAUGGGGGAGUCUGGAGGAGAAGCUGCCUCCUACUGAGGAGGUAGUUCAACCCAAGAGGCUCCUGCAACAGAUCCACUCUGAGAAGGAGCUGCUGCACAGCCACCUGGACACCAGGGUCAGAAACCUGCCAGCUGGUAUGCAGCAGCCCAUCCAUCUGGCCCAGAGUAGCUUCUCUGUGGAGGCUUUUGGCACAUCCUUCAUCCUUGACCUGGAACUCAACCACAAUCUCCUUUCUACCAACUAUGUGGAACGUCACUUUGAUGAUGGGCAGCUGUCACAGAGUUUGGGAGGAGAGCAUUGCUACUACCAUGGUCAAGUAAGGGGUCUGCCGGGUUCAUGGGCUGCUUUGUCUACCUGCGAUGGUCUGCAGGGGAUGUUUUCUGAUGGAAACUUUUCCUAUGGAAUUAAACCUGUUGGCAGCAGUGACAUAGACCACAUUGUUUAUCGAAUGCCUGGCAUUGACCUCUUCCCACUCCCCUGUACAGGUUGCUCCCUGAGCAGAACAGCGUCUGAGCGGCAGACAGAUGGCGGCGAAGGAGACGACAAGGAGAAGGAUGGAGAUGAAGGCUCUAAAGAAAAGAAACCUAUUUUUGCAAAAGGCCUGAGACGCUCCAAGAGACAAGCGAGGCGAGGACAGCGCACCGUCCAGACUGAAACCAAGUACAUCGAGCUGAUGGUUGUCAACGACUAUAAGCUGUUUGUGCAGUUCCGUCGCUCAACCACUAAGACGAAGGUUUUUGCCAAAUCGGUGGUGAAUAUGGCUGAUUUGAUCUACAAGGAGCAGCUCAACACUCGCAUUGUCCUGGUGGCCAUGGAAACCUGGUCAUCUGAAAACAAGAUCGCCGUUGGUGACGAUGCCUUGCUCACUUUACGGGACUUCAUGAAGUACAGGAAGGAGAGCAUCAAGGAACGCUGCGAUGCCGUGCACCUUUUCUCUGGCAGGACGUUCAUGGGCAACCGCAGUGAGGCAGCUUAUAUUGGCGGUAUAUGCUCACGGACACGGGGAGGAGGCAUCAACGAGUUUGGCAGUGUCGGUCCAAUGGCCAUCACGCUGUGUCAGAGCCUCGGGCAGAAUAUCGGCAUGCUGAGAAACAGGGACCAAACGGCUGCAGGAAGCUGCAGAUGUCCAGACCCGUGGCUUGGCUGUAUCAUGGAGGAUACAGGCUACCACUUGCCCAGGAAGUUCUCCCGCUGCAGUAUCGAUGAGUAUCUGCGUUUCCUCCAGCAGGGAGGAGGCAGCUGCCUCUUCAACAAGCCCACAAAGCUGUUGGACCCCUCAGAGUGUGGUAAUGGAUAUGUGGAGCUGGGAGAAGACUGUGACUGUGGAUCACUAGUGGAAUGUGCUCAGAGAGGAGCCAACUGCUGUAAGAAGUGUACUCUCACCCACAAUGCAAUGUGCAGCAACGGGCUCUGCUGCAGGGACUGCAAGUAUGAGCUCAGAGGGGUGUCGUGCCGUGAAGCUGUGAAUGACUGUGACAUUCCAGAGACCUGCGCAGGAGACUCCAGCCAGUGUCCACAUAAUGUCCACAAACUGGACGGAUACACCUGUGAUGGAGGCCAGGGCCGUUGCUAUGAAGGGCGCUGUAAGACCAGGGAUGGCCAGUGCCGGGCUCUGUGGGGCUACAACUCAGCUGACAGAUUUUGCUAUGAAAAGCUGAACUCUGAGGGUACGGAGAAGGGGAACUGUGGUCCAGACCCCAGUGGCCAGGGAUGGAUUCAGUGCAACAAACAGGAUGUUCUAUGUGGGUUGCUCCUUUGCACCAAUCUUACUGCCCAGCCAAGGUUUGGUGAACUGCAGGGGAGGCUCACAAGUCUGACUGUCCACCAUCAGAACAGAUACAUGGACUGCAGGGGGGGUCAUGCAGUGCUGGAUGACGGAUUGGAUCUGGGCUACGUAGAGGACGGGGCACCAUGUGGGCCAAACAUGAUGUGUUUGGAGCGACGCUGCCUCCCCGUGACCACCUUCAAUCUCAGCUCCUGCCCGGGCUCUUCAUUCUCCCGUAUCUGCUCCCAUCAUGGAACUUGCAGCAACGAGGUGAAGUGUAUCUGCGAUCCAGACUACACCGGGAAGGACUGCAGUGUGUUCGACCCAAUUCCCACCUCCAUCUCACCAGAGGGUCCAGAGAAGUACAAAGAAACAUCCGUAAAGGAAGAUCUUCUGGAGUUUGAGUCGUAUCUCUGCUUUCCUGUCUUGCUCGCAUUGUGUGCAGUCCUCUCCGAGGAGACAGAGCAAAGACGUCUUCCACGGACGAGCUGUCAUACCUUCUCUGUUUUCUGCUUCCUUUUCUGCCUUUUUCAGUCCUCUUUCGGUAUUUUUCUCCCUUUUGGAUAGUAAGUACAUCCAAACACCCGCAGAAGCCCUGAAGAUGCACAUGGUCAGAUUCUACUGGAGACGGAUGUCAAUCAUUCUGUUUUUGACAUCAUUUUUUCCUGGACAUGCACACAGAGACUUUUCAGAUUGUACUUUACAGUCUUCUGGUGUAUGGACUGUUAUCAAACUUGACCUUUAAGGGGGUUCAUGAACCUUUCUCAGUGUGGACUUUAGUUCAUGAAUCUUUGUUGGACCUCAUGGGGAACAAAAACGUCUCCAACCAUCACUAAUGUAACUUCAGCUGCAAUAGAAGUACACAAGUAUCACUAAAUACUGAAUCUGGGCUUUCUUCUGUAUAGAUUGAGCCCAUUUAUUAGACCUUUACAUUCCACAAUAAUGGCCAUAAAUUCUCCUCUCAUGCCUGUCUUUAUCAGACAGCAGCCCGUCGGUAGUAAACGACACUCCUGAUGCAUGACUCUAUAGUAGGAGCUUGCAAGGAAGCUUAUGUCUGUGCUGAUGACAUACGAGUGCUUUACUGCAGCCAUGUCAGAUGGACAGCUGCAAAUGUACGCACUGAAUGUUUUACCCCGCUGUAUACUAACUAAUUCAUAUCCAAACUAUAUGCAUACAAUUAUGCUGAACAUGGGUGCUGUAGUAAAUAGUGUACCGCCUCAUUUAGAAAGCAGUGACUCACUGCCACUCUGAAUGAAAGCACAAGUCUGGAACGAGACUCCUCUACGAGUGGAGAUGUAAUCAGUGAGAGAGAAUGCAAAACAACGGAUAAAAUGUGGGUUGUCUGUUUCAUACGUGCCACCGGAAAUAUUCACAUUUAGGGGAUAAACGUUAGAAGUAACAGAGAUUUCUAAGACAGUAUUUAACUCAAGUCCACAGGUAUGAUGUUUGUUACUUACUUUUUAGGCCGCCCACGCAAGAGCGUUGCAGCUACAGCGACAGUGGGGGUUUCUGAUGCUCUUCUUCUGAUUUCACAAUUAAACAAUCAAACAUAUCUCUUCCCAUGAGGAACACAAGAAAGCCGGGUGCUUUGAAAUCACAAUUUGAUUAGCUGAUGCUUGCAUCCACACCUGAAAAGUUUAGCUUUUUUCAACUUGUGAUGGGGGGAACAACUCUAACGCAGUGGACCCACAAUUCAGUUCUGCAGUGUUUGACAUCACCCCGUUCAAAGUCAACGCAUUAUGUGUGAGUGGGAUGUUACUGUACAACUACACACUUAAGCUGAGGAAAACAAAGAAAUAGCAAAAAAAUGUAGUAUGCGCUAAUCUUUAAAUGCGUUCAUAUUAUUUAAUCAGGUGUGAACAGGUAAAGAUUGGCAAUAAAUAUGUAUUUUAAAAGAUAACUUCUGAAAUAUGAUUACAGUGUGAAAAAUAACAAAUAUCAGAAGUUAUCACCUUUCAGAAAAUAAAUAGUCCAUUUCUGCAACUUUUAUGUGCAUCACUUUCUCCAUUUAUUCCAUUUGAGUGCGUUUAAUCGGAUUCAGAGGAUGAUAAUCCAGUAGAUGUGAAGUCUUUUACCAAUAACGAUGAGAGGACAGGACAAUAGCACAGACGUCACAAGAAACUAUCCAAGUUACACUGCCAGUUAACCUUCAGUAGCAUUAAAGGAAUAUGUUGACAUUUUAAUUUGAAGGGUAUCAUACAGAGCACUCUUUAAAAUGUUGGCGUGUUAAAUGAAGUGCAAUGAACACACAUUUGCUUGCUCAGAAUUUCAGUGCAGAGUAAAUUUAAAAUGUCAGCAUAUCCCUUUGACCACGUAUUUAAAAUAAACUGAAUUAAAACAAAAAACAGUCAAAGAACAGACUCGGCUGAAAGCUCAGGUCACACUGUGUUUACUGCCACUGUUUGUCCUCACGUGUUGUAUAUGGACUAAAUAAAAGAUAUCGUUCACUGACUUUCAGUGAAAAUACUAAUGUAACUCUAUAUUAAAACUUAUCUGA